Molecule: messenger RNA, 994 nt
Organism: Anoplopoma fimbria (sablefish)
Lineage: Eukaryota; Metazoa; Chordata; Actinopteri; Perciformes; Anoplopomatidae
Gene: polr2g
Product: RNA polymerase II subunit G
Exons: 8
Coding region: 121-639 (172 amino acids)
Biological process (GO): DNA-templated transcription; positive regulation of nuclear-transcribed mRNA poly(A) tail shortening; positive regulation of translational initiation
Cellular component (GO): RNA polymerase II, core complex; P-body
Molecular function (GO): translation initiation factor binding; single-stranded RNA binding; single-stranded DNA binding
Source: RefSeq, a predicted model, not a curated record
CGUGACCCGGAAGUGAUUUGGCAACGAGCGGCCGCGAAUGAGCGGCGCUUUCUCCUAAGACGCUUUGGCAAUUUUCCAAAACAGGAAAAUAAUCAAUUACGGAUUGAACAUUACAUCAACAUGUUUUACCAUAUUUCUUUGGAGCAUGAAAUCUUAUUACACCCGAGGUAUUUUGGCCCUAACCUCCUCAACACUGUGAAGCAGAAGCUUUUCACAGAAGUGGAGGGUACCUGCACUGGCAAGUAUGGCUUUGUCAUCGCAGUCACCACCAUUGACAACAUCGGGGCGGGUGUAAUACAACCGGGCAGGGGGUUUGUCCUCUACCCAGUCAAGUACAAGGCCAUCGUGUUCCGCCCAUUUAAAGGGGAGGUGGUUGACGCUGUGGUUACUCAGGUCAACAAGGUUGGAUUGUUCACAGAAAUUGGUCCCAUGUCUUGCUUCAUCUCUCGUCACUCCAUCCCUUCAGAAAUGGAGUUUGACCCCAACUCUAAUCCUCCUUGUUACAAGACAGUUGAUGAGGACAUUGUAAUCCAGCAAGAUGAUGAAAUUAGGCUAAAGAUUGUUGGAACAAGAGUGGACAAGAAUGACAUUUUUGCCAUCGGUUCUCUCAUGGAUGAUUAUCUGGGUCUUGUGAGCUGAUUCAACCCUGAGGGAGCACACUUCACAUGGGACAUUUUAUGUGGUAGCUUAGUUAUUUCAUUGUUAAAAUUAAUAUUUUUCUACACUGAUUGAUAUGGUAUGGUGACAGAUGGAGAACCCCUGUAACGACAAGUGACAUCAUUCUAUUAAAAUGCUGCACAGCUUACAUUUGUUUUAUUUGAACUAGUUUAAGAUUCAUAGAAAAUCCAGGAUAACGCUUGCUAAAUCUGUAGCAAGAUGGCAUACAAUGUAAAAGCAGCACAUUUAUUGUUUCUUUGUAGACUUUACAAUUUCUAUCUCAACUAUAUAUUGUUUUGUUUUUGUACACUGACUCUAAUAAAAUAUUUUAUUUGUU